Messenger RNA from Acaulospora colombiana, 642 nucleotides. NCBI's taxonomy places the organism in Eukaryota, Fungi, Glomeromycota, Glomeromycetes, Diversisporales, Acaulosporaceae. The record is from the annotation of a GenBank genome assembly.
AUGGCUCGUCAAGAACCGGGAGCCGUUCCAAAGCACAAUGCAAAUAGGAGGGUAUCUGCUCAAUUUCAGCCUAUCGAGAUAAUUCAGAAUGAUGGUACGUUGGAUCUAUAUUGUACCGAUAUCUUCUCUUACCUAAUAUUGAUAGAUGCGGCGUAUACUGAGCAACCUGUUGAGUCACCACAGCUCUCCAGGCGGGCAUCAGGGUCUGGGUUUGUGAGCGCUCAAGUUGCGGCAUGGCCGCCUGCUCCCCCGUCAAAGGAUCCUACCUCCCCGCUUCAACAGGAAGCUCAACCCAUUGCUCCAAGGCUCCGCACGAGAACCUCAUCCUCGUCCACCUCUGCACCUCCGUCGGCCUUCCAGAAACUCAUUGCCAGGGAGAGAGAUGAGGAAGGAAACAAGAUUCCAUCUCUCACCCUCUCUACACUGAGAUCCGAGCAAGGAAAUGUCUCAAGAAAGGCCAGAUACUAUGACGACCUUAACAGAGAAGCUACGAUAGAGAUGGAAAUGGGUGUUCGCUCGGGCCUUUCCGAAGAUGGCUCCCAAGGUGCACGAAGGCGUUCAAGAGUUUUCAGCGACUCAUCGUCAACUUCUUACAUCGACACUGCUUUACCUAUAUCACCUUCUCCAGCUGCUUCUGAUCCU